AUGUCAUCUGACGAUGAACUCCCCUCCAAUGUCGUCGCGCUGGAAUCAGGUCUCAGCCUGCGGUUCUACGAAGCCGUUCUGCUUCUCUACUGCCUGAAGGAAGUAAUGUACGAGGCAAAGAGCGUCAAGGAACCCGACCUCGAGUCUGACGUUGGAAGAUCUUCGAGGGACUCUUUUCGGUGCUUUGUCAACAAGCUUGCGCAGAUUUGCGACAACGAGCUGGGAGGCAGGACUGUUACAGCAUUCGCUGUACUUCAACCCGGCCAGACUCAAUAUCGGUUUGCAUCCAACCAGCGGAGCAGCGGGGAGCUUGAAGACGUCAAGACAUAUGUUUCCAAUAUUCUUGGGACCUUGGGCGGAACCCCUGACGACAAAUUGAGUGGAGUGGUUGGAACGGUUCUCGAGAGCGUCCUAGCGUUCAAUCGACCUGUCAUCGAACAAUACGCCAAGAACUUAUUCCGAGUGACGGAGUUCUGUGCUCGAGUCUGUGGAAAAGAGGAUAAUGCAAAAGCUCGAGAAGCCGCUCGUGAUAUCGAUACUCUGGGGAGGCUUUCUGCAUUCGCAUCAUUGGGACCUGGGCAAAAACUGAAUCUGGAGGAUUUCAUAAACCAAGCGGUGGAGCUCCUAGACACCAUCAGCAAGCUCUACAACUCUUCCUUUGAAGGAUUUAUCCGCGACAAGGCUCAUGCCGACAGGGACCCCGGUAUCAAGACGCCUUGGAGCGAGCUACGACACGCCUUUGGCCGUCUUCAUUCCUAUACCAUUGCCGUCAAGGUCCUCGUUUCUAUGCGGCGUCGACGCCAGGAGCUGUUUGAAAAUUUCGAGAUUGUGGCUGUGCCAUCCAGUGCACGAUCUAGCUGCCCGAAUGUCCGCCGCAAGGUUGAUCGUAUCCUGGACCGCUUUCCUCCGGACAUGAAGAUCGGUGAAACCUACAAGACUAAUCUCCCAGAAGAGCUGCGGGAUGUCAUGGACAAAAUGGUCAAGAAGUGCGGGACGGGCAAAAAGGGAAAGUUCAGGCCGUACGUGCAUGCCGAAUUGUUGCUGCUCAACUCAAUCCUCACUGAGGAAGAGCGCGAGGGCGCAACACUGCGCUUCUUUGGUGGAGCAGACUAUGAUCGAUACAUUGGCUGCAGCAAGCCCACUUGUCGACUGUGCAAGCUGUAUAUCGACAGUCAUCCCAGCGGAGUGGAAUUCCGGGGCGGCCAUGGGAACAUCUACCACGAGUGGCGCGCACCGGAUAUCUGCAACGACGAGGGUGUCAAUGUUGAGAAAGCAAAGAAGAUAAGACAGAGUAUCCACAACAAGAUGUUGGACGCAAUAAGGCAAAGGAUCCAGACGACACUUGAUGAUAGGGCGAUUGAGAGGAAGAAUCACGAUUCCAACUCGACUCCUACCAGUUACAUCGGAGCUGGACGCUCGACGUGCAACCCGCACUUGGGAGCACAGGCUGCUAUUUACGGGAUGGACAGCAUCUCGACGACGGGCGCAGUGGAUGACUCGGAUGAUGUGGCAACCCCCCUCGGAAGGCUCACCAUCGCUGGCAAUAGUGAUCGGUCUGGGUCUCGGACAUCAAUCAGCAGAAGCUCGCAGGACACGACUCCCGUUCCCGAUAGUAAUGCUGCUUCUCCGAACGGCUUGUCCCUGAAGGCUGUUAUCGACAGACGACAACGUCCUUUGAUUAUCGAGGCGGAUGAGUAG
Messenger RNA from Sordaria macrospora k-hell, 1698 nucleotides. RefSeq lists its product as uncharacterized. The record is from RefSeq and is a predicted model, not a curated record. Lineage: Eukaryota; Fungi; Ascomycota; Sordariomycetes; Sordariales; Sordariaceae.